UCUAAUCACUUACAGUUCCAAAAAUGGAAAUUCUCUAGAGGUUUUUACCGGAUUCAACUUCAACGAUAACAAAACAUAUUUACACAAUAUGACAGAAACUUUAUACAGAAUUCUACAACAACGUGAUUUUCAGUAUCUAGGCUACAAUAUAACCAUCAGAAGUAUUUCAUUUAAUGAAACCUAUUUGAACGCUACCAGCACUCUCUGUGACAUCAGAGAGGCCAUUGAGCCGUGUCUAGAUGGUAAAGUCUGCUACUUCGUGAAUAGCACUCACACUGGGUGCAGAUACAAUACUGACAACACAAACCUGAUUAUCGGCCUUGCUGUGGGUAUCCCUGUGUUUUUCCUGCUGACUGCCAUCAUAGCCGUCUGUGUGUACAUGCGUGUCAAGAGAAGGAACAAAGGGUUCCUAGACAAGUACUCGGAGUACAGUAACGACGAUAAAUCUGUGUUCGCCGAUCACAUCGCCCCCCAGGGUGACUGGAGAAAAUGGAACAUGCCUCGAGGUAUGAACGAUGCUUACGUCACACCUAAACCAGACAACAAAACGGAGCCCUCACAUUUCUAUGAUUACCUGGACGCCAAGCCACGCAAAGAAGGCAUGAAUGAAGGAAAUUUCUCCUGGGAUUUUAUGUUCAAAACUUUGGAACCAGACGGCCAGGAAUUUAAACUCCAGAGACCAAAGAUUAAUUUGGGAUUUCACCAGGACACGUAACCAAUGCAAGCUGACAACUCUGUCAAAGUGGCCAGAUCAAACUUCGUAAUUUAGAUUUUUAAAUUAUUAUCCUCACUGUUUCUUAUGAAUCCAAAAUUGUUUUUAUCUACCUCACUGAUUUUUUAAAAUGCUGUUUCUUUCCUUUAUAUAAUGUUUACGGUUAACUAGAAAUAUUCUGAUACUUUUAUGGCCCUGAUUCAUGUUUUUAUUUUAUUUUGUAAAAACUUAAAAGCUUUAAAAAGAAUUUUAACUUAAAUUUUUUUUUUGCCAUUUAUUGAACAAAAAAAACCUGUGUGACUAUUAAAAUUGUUAGUUAACUAAAUAGAGAUUUCAGAACCCACUUGCUAUAUCUUUUAUUACUGCAUUUAAAAAAAAAACAACUUGACAUAGACAUUCAUUUUUUUUCGGGAGAAAAAAAGAAAAGUUAACAAGCGUUUGUUUAUUUGCUUUCUGAAUUCAGUAAAAACGAAUAGUGUAUUACUAAGGCUAUUUUUUUAAAUGACAGGAAAUCAAAAGAUUAAUUAGCCCUACAAAAAAUAUCAAAUGUUAAUAUAAAUCUCUAUAAUAUAAGCCUUUCUAUUACACACUUUCAAUAUCGAUACAUAUUUUAAGGCUACUUGAUAUAGGCUACAGAUUCUUAAGUCUGUUGGCUAUUUGUUAGAAAAACUACAUAACAUUUAAAACAUGAUAAAAGCCUGUAAGGGGGUUCAAGUUAGGAUUGAUAGAGCCAUUAUGUUAUAUGAAUUUAAUCCACAUAGUUUGUGAUGUGUCGCUUGUACUGUGUUUGUGAAUAGAGGAUAACUAUAAGAGAAGUUAUGCUUUUGAAUAAAAUAUUGACACGAUAGAUCUAGGAGUUUUUACACAAAUUAAAUAAUAAAAUGUUUGAAGCAUCACAGAUUGUCGUAUUGGAUGGGGAAUCAUUACACCAGAAAUGUAAAACUAUUUUAAAUAAAGCAAUAUCCCACCA
Molecule: messenger RNA, 1682 nt
Organism: Physella acuta
Lineage: Eukaryota; Metazoa; Mollusca; Gastropoda; Physidae
Source: RefSeq, a predicted model, not a curated record